AUGAUUAUCAAUUUCCGUGAGGAAAUCUUCCGAAUCAUCCUCGGCUGGCUGGACAAUCCAGACCUGCGGCUCGCAGCACUGGCCUGCAAAGGCUUCAAGGCAUUUACGAUGCCACUCCUCUACUCCAGGAUCGAAUGGCGAUGGGACACGGGAAAUAGUAAAUUCACCAAUUACGCUCUUUCUCAGAACUAUUUUAUCGCGUUCCGAGCUAGGAGAUCUAGCUACGACCCUGAUCACCCUCUCAAUGAACAGGCGGCGUCGGUGGACCAUAACAAGAUUCUGCGGCCAUCAUAUGGAACCAAGAUCCAUUACCAGCGGUUGGCGCUGGAGAGUCGUGAAGAAUGGCUGAAAAUGAACAAAGAUUCUGGUAGCGAACUCUUUGUUACUUGCGGCAUGCUGCGGGUCCAGCCGUCGGACGAACUGGGGCAACUGGAGAAGGAGACUCUUGCGAGUAUGGAGAGAGACGGUCUUCGUUAUGCGCAGUUUGUCAAGAGCGACCCAAAUGAUAUCCAACGUGCUGCGAAGCUCGGCUGGAAAUCCAAGUUGCUUGAUUUCGGCAUUCCAGGCGAGAGCGGCAAGUCGUUCGAAGCCGUAUUGGACUCGCUGUCUGGAUUCGUCAAAUGCAGUGAGGCUUGCGCCUACCUCCAAAGUAAGGCAUCGUCCCAUGGCGUCAGGUUCCAGUUCGGGCAGAAGGCGGGACAGUGCGAAUCUUUGGUCCUCGAUGAAGAUCUAAGCUCCGGGAAAAGUAGUGCACGCAGAGGUGUCGGUAUCAGGACGAGAGACGGCACCGUUCACCGGGGCGACACUAUCGUUAUUGCCGCUGGAUCAUUCUCGACCCAGACACUGCCUGACUUGUCAUACCACAUCGAGUCAUCCGGAGGCAGCAUAGCCACAGUCAAGGUCGACAGGUCUGAGAGAGAGCUGUGGGAUAAGUACUCCCCAGAGAACUUUCCCGUGUUGACGUGGAAAAGCGCCCCUCGCAACAACAUCGGAAAAGACACGGGUAGUGUGUACGUGUUUCCUAGGACUGAGGAAGGGCUUAUCAAGAUUGGCUACAGAGGUAUCAAGUUUACGAACUUUGUGCCAGCGCCUGAGGGUACACCUUUCAUGCAAGACGGACAAUGGUCGAUUCCUCUCCCUUCGGCUCAGUCCAAGUCACUCCCGGGGCCUGCCGUUGAUGCAAUCCGCCAAUUUGUGUCCAUCUUCCUCCCUGAGCUUGCGGACAGACCAUUUCAUUCGACCAAGCUCUGCUGGUACACUGAUACCUUGGACAACUCGUUUCUUAUUGACUAUGUCCCAGCUUACGCGGACCGAUCGGUGUUUGUCUGCACUGGCGGGAGUGGACACGGGGCAAAGUUCCUCCCUGUUCUCGGGCAGGAACUUACUCCGAGGUGCAUCAUGCAGCACGCUGCCGACAUCUUUGAGAACGGUGCUCGGAGCACAUCACCCAUGUAUCCCCACUGGCGUUGGCGCGACGACCAGCCGAGGGGAAACGGACUGGAGGAGGGCCCUGCAGGACCUAGAAACCUGCAGGGUGGAGGUGUGCAGGUCAUAGAGGGUGCCUCGAAGCCAUCAGCUGCGGCCAUGGGCCUGAUCAUCAGACUUGUUGCCUUUUUGAUGGUGUUGCCAUUUGGUGCACCCCAAAUCACAUCAACCGGCUCGACGGUGCUUCUGAACAAUAUCCCAUACUACAUCAGCCCUCACACCGUUGGCAAUGCCUCUCUACAGCCGACUGUUCUCGAUGAUAUAAAGGCAGCCUUUGGCUUCAUACCUGUAUCUGUCUUGACGGCUGGGACACAGCUGGCUGAUCUUGUAGACAUCUUCUCAGCUUGGAAUGAGGCCGACGACGUGUUCCAGCCCGGAUUCGCAAAAGUACUUCUCAACAAAACGGAGAGUUUGGAAGCGCUAGCUAGCCAAGAUCUGCGCAAAUAUAGCCCAGGGUCUGCAACAGUCCUGAGCUACACGGCAGGGUCCAAACUACCUAAAGGCCCAUACUUCCUAGACAAGGCAACCAGCAAUCUACAUCAGGCGUUCCGGCUAUACGACGACGUUGCUGGUGCGUUCAGCGAAGCUUUGCUGGGCAACAAUGACGGCUCCUUCCAGGUUCUCUCGGCCAAGAUCCCCGGCUCAGCUACGCCGACCAUCGGCGUUCCCUCGCGACUGUACUAUGAACCUUCAGAAGCCAAACCUCUUUCGGGUAUCCGCAUUGCCGUCAAGGAUAUCUUCUCGCUCGCAGGAGUCAAACAGUCCAACGGAAAUAGGGCUUGGUAUCACUUAUACCCGCCCAACAAUGCGACUGGGACAGCCAUCUCGCGGCUCAUCAAGGCUGGCGCUGUCAUUGUGGGCACACAGAAGCUUUCGCAGUUUGCGACGAGCGAGGUUGCCACUGUCGACUGGGUUGACUAUCAUGCUCCUUUCAAUCCGCGGGGAGAUGGCUAUCAGGAUGCGUCCUCGUCGAGCUCUGGCGCUGGUGCCUCUAUCGCCUCGUACAACUGGCUCGACGCCGCCGUCGGCACCGACACGGGUGGGAGCAUCAGGAGCCCUGCAGGUGUCAACGGUGUCUUCGGAAACAGGGCUUCGCACGGCCUCGUUAGCCUCGACCACAUCAUGCCGCUUUCCGGGCCCCUGGAUACCAUUGGCUUCCUGGCUCGAGACCCGUUGCUCUGGGAUCGCCUGCAAGCCGUGCUGUACGGCUCGAACUAUUCUUCUCUUGCGGGCACGCAACCAAAGUAUCCUAAAAAUAUCAUGACAGUGACGUAUCCCAACACUAGCACCGAAGCAGGCAAGCUCCUCAACAGCUUCGCGGCCUCACUGGCCAAGUUUACAGGCGGCAACGUUACCAUCCUUGACGUAGCCAAGCGCUGGGCAGUGAGCGAGACGAACCCCAACGCUCAUCUAAACUUUACCGACACUUUCAACAUCACGUACCCGGUCCUCACUGGAAAGGGCCAGGACGAUACUAUCAUCAAGCCCUUUUACGCCCACUACGGUGCACAGUUCGAUGGGCGUCGUCCGUUUGUCAACCCAUCCCCGCUGGCACGAUGGGCAUGGGCUGCCAACUACUCGUGGGACGAGGCCCUACAGAACAAGACUAUGUUCAUGAACUGGUUCAAUGGACAAAUCCUGCCUCCGGUCGACGACGCCUUGCAGUGCUCUUCCGGCUUCAUCUUGUACGCCGGCAAAGUCGGGAGGCAGUUGCCGAGGAACCGGUACGACAUCGCGCCUCCAACGCCGUUUGCGGGCUUCUCAGCGGCGCGUAUGUCGGUCUUCUCGGGCUGUCCAGAUUUCACCUUCCCCGUGGGCGAGGUGCCGAGCUUCAGCAGCUUGACAAACCACGACGAGAAGUUGCCCGUGGCUGUGGGGAUCCUGGCGUCCAAGGGCUGCGACGGGCUACUAGCCAAGCUGGCAAUUGAUCUAGUGGAAGAAGGCAUUUUGAAAGUGCCGCAGGUUGGUGGUAGCAUGAGUGGCGACCCGAUAUUUACCUAG
This is a messenger RNA of Thyridium curvatum, 3486 nucleotides long. RefSeq lists its product as uncharacterized. Bases 1 to 3486 code for a protein of 1161 amino acids. The record is from RefSeq and is a predicted model, not a curated record. The transcript is spliced from 8 exons. Gene Ontology annotation, molecular function: flavin adenine dinucleotide binding; sarcosine oxidase activity. Lineage: Eukaryota; Fungi; Ascomycota; Sordariomycetes; Thyridiales; Thyridiaceae.